Trametes versicolor FP-101664 SS1 is the source of this 336-nucleotide messenger RNA. RefSeq lists its product as uncharacterized. The transcript has 2 exons. Lineage: Eukaryota; Fungi; Basidiomycota; Agaricomycetes; Polyporales; Polyporaceae. The record is from RefSeq and is a predicted model, not a curated record. Gene Ontology annotation, biological process: mitochondrial respiratory chain complex IV assembly. Gene Ontology annotation, cellular component: mitochondrion. Bases 18 to 290 code for a protein of 90 amino acids.
GACCGCUCUCCACAUCCAUGUCGUCCUCCUGCUCGCACCUCCUAAAUGCGCUCAAGGACUGCCUCCUCCACUCCGACUGUGUGAUGAAGCAGGGGCAUCUGCCGUCGGAAUGCCUCAAGGAGCACUUGAAUGAGCUCCCGGAAGAGUGCAAGUCGCUCCGGCAGGCGACGUUCGAGUGCAAGCGGGGCAUGCUCGACAUGAGGAAACGCUUCCGCGGGAACAAUGUUGACCUCCCGCCGCCACCGCCGAAGAAUCGCGAACAACCAACACCUCCUGCACCUUCAACAUAACGCCAGUCAUAUGGCUAUGUACCCUGUCUACCUCGCAGCAUCUACU